CGAAUGGUCUGUCUGUUAGGUUGAACUAAAUGGUAUAACUAUAUAACAGGAUUAUUUCUAAAAAUGUUAACACAACUGGCUACAUGCAAAGCAAAACAAUCUCCACAGAGUCGAAACUGAAUCUUCUCAUUAUAUCAAGAAUGAUGUUGCUAUUGUUUGGUGGGGGAAUAAGUUCCGUGAGUUGAGCCAUGGACAUUAACACUACUUCGUAUGCUGAUUUGAAGAACAGACUCGAUGGAUCAUGUCACCAAUUCAUUCCAGUUUAUUCUGAUGGGAUUUGGAAUGAAAGCAACGACGGAAAUAUUCUUAAACAUGCAUUGCUUCGUCUCUAUCUACAAAUUGCUGUCACUUUUAUUCUCACUUCUGUCAUUCACUUGUUACUCAGACGCUAUGGUUUGCCUCGUCUUAUUUCUGAGAUCCUGGCUGGUAUAAUUUUGGGGCCAAGUGUGUUGGGGCACUUUUGGCCAAAUGCAUCAGAAGUUUUGUUCCCUCCACAAUCAGAAAAAGUUGUGUCUGCAUUGAUAUAUGUUAGCUACAUAAUUUUUAUGUUUCUGAUAGCAGUGAAAAUGGAUAUAAGUCUUAUAAAAAAAUGCAGCAGAAGAGAAUGGCGUCUUUGUGCGAGCCUUACAAUGAAUUUCUUAGUAAUCACGUUCAUUGCUUCCUUAUUAGGCAGAACUGCAGACAAGAAAGCGUUUACAAAAGACUGGGUUAGCUUCUUUUCAGGAGUAAUGGUGCUAACAUCAUUUCCUGUAAUAGCUUGCUUACUAAUGCAUCUCAAAAUGGUCAACUCCGAAAUCGGACGCCUUGCAUUAUCAACAGCUUUAGUCACUGAUUUAUUUAGUGUUCUAAUAGUAAAUUUUUAUGAUUUUUUAGACAUAACGAAGGAAGCUUCAGUAAGAGCAGGAGUGAAGUCUGCAGUUCUUUCUUUUGCUCUUGUUGCAUUUAUAAUGACCUUUCUUCGGAAACUGAUGUUUUGGAUCAUCAGAAGAACAACAGAAGGGAAGCCUGUAAAGAAUAUUUAUAUAAUCAUCAUAGUUUUUUUUGUGAUGGUUGUGGCAAUUUUUGGUGAUAAAGUGGGAAUUCAGUUUUUUUAUGGACCUUUUAUAUUUGGCUUGGCGGUGCCUCCAGGGCCUCCUUUAGCUUCAGCCCUGGUGGGGAAACUAGAUACAAUCAUAACAGGAUUAAGUCUACCAGUGUUGGCAAGUUACUGUGGAUAUAAAGCAAAUAUUUGGGAAUUAAACCAUAUGCCACCUGCUUCAAUAACUUUUGCUUUGACUUGGAGUAUAGCAAUGAAAUUGGCUGCAACAUUCGUACCUGCUAUUCGUUUGAAGAUGUGUUUUCGAGAUGCUGCUAUUCUUACUCUCAUCUUGAAUGCCAAAGGCAUUGUUGAAUUAGGCACAUUUGCUACGAACUCUCACAAGCAGACAAUUGAUGCUGGACAUUUUACCAUGGCAGUGGUGGUAAUUCUGAUAGUCGCAAUGGUUGUGCCACUGGCUGUGAGAAAGCUCCAUGAUUCUUCAAAACUAUAUCCAGGCUACCAGCAAAGGAACAUUCUGCAUACUGCUGAGAGUGAAUAUUUGGGUAUACUUGUCUGCACGCAUACACAAGAUGAUGCCAAAGCUGCUGUCAGGCUACUAGAAGUUUCAAAUCCUUCUAAAGGUAGAGGUUUAUCAAUUUUCGGACUUUACUUGGAAUCAAUUAGCAGAGAAUCCACCCCAAUCAUAAUCAAUCAUCAAUUAGGCCAAAAGGCUUCCAAUUCAAGUGGCGCACAUCAACAACCUACCAUCAAUAUUUUCAAGUUCUUCAAAGCUGAACAUUCAAGAUCUGUCAACCUUCAAGUCUUCUCAGCAUUUUCCCUACCCAGUGAGAUGCAUAAAGACAUUUGCUGGAUGGCCUUUGACAAGUCAGUAGCUUUAAUACUGCUUCCAUUUCAUAGGAAAUGGAAUGCCAAAGGAGAAUUGAUUGCAGAUGACCAAGCUUUGAGGAACCUCAACUCUAAGGUACUAGAUGAGCCCCCUUCUUCGGUAGGCAUUCUUCUUGAUCGCAGCAAAAUGAAUAUCUCAUCAUCUACUUUUGUAUCACAAUCCAUCUACAGUGUGGUUGUAUACUAUUUUGGUAGUGAAGAUGAUAUUGAGGCAGUGGCUUAUGCCACGAGGAUGGCUGUAUGCUCCAGAGUUCACCUGACAGUUAUUCAUUUUACUCUGUCCAAUAAUUGUGACCACACUACGAAACGUUCGCCUCUUGAUGAUCUUUCAAUGGGCUUUGAGGAAAAAGAUGAAAUGCUAGGAACUAAUAAUACAAUAUACAGAGAACAGAUUGUCACAGAAGGAGAUGAUUUGGCUAGGAUGAUUCGAGAAAAGGCAGAGAAAUAUGACCUUGUGCUAGUGGGGCGGCGACAUAAUUUGCCAAUCACUUCAUGCCUAUCAGAAUGUUGCGAGUAUCCAGAGCUAGGGUCAGUAGGCGACCUGCUGGCUUCUUCAGACUUCAAUAAUUCUGUUUCAGUCCUGGUGAUACAAAAACAAAACAUUCAGGUCAAGUAGAAGUAGUCUUUCGGACCGGCCAUGCAAACUAAAGAUAUUUCAUCAUUCUCAAGGCCUGCAUUGAUCUUGGUUUUGUUUAGAGGACGGAUUGAAUUGCAUAAGCACUUGACAAUCUAGUUACCCUUGCGAUCGAGCCAAGUUGCAGAAGAGACCACUAAAUGAUGGUAGAAGUUUCAAAUGUCAAAAGCAUUUAGAUUGUAAUAGCAACAUACCCAUUU
Messenger RNA from Pistacia vera, 2758 nucleotides. Its product is annotated as cation/H(+) antiporter 4-like. Gene Ontology annotation, molecular function: antiporter activity. The transcript has 4 exons. Gene Ontology annotation, biological process: proton transmembrane transport; regulation of pH. The record is from RefSeq and is a predicted model, not a curated record. Gene Ontology annotation, cellular component: endomembrane system; membrane. Lineage: Eukaryota; Viridiplantae; Streptophyta; Magnoliopsida; Sapindales; Anacardiaceae. Bases 189 to 2540 code for a protein of 783 amino acids.